Vitis vinifera (wine grape) is the source of this 5753-nucleotide messenger RNA. Its product is annotated as pentatricopeptide repeat-containing protein At4g21065-like. Bases 1 to 1890 code for a protein of 629 amino acids. The transcript is spliced from 2 exons. Gene Ontology annotation, biological process: RNA modification. The record is from RefSeq and is a predicted model, not a curated record. Lineage: Eukaryota; Viridiplantae; Streptophyta; Magnoliopsida; Vitales; Vitaceae. Gene Ontology annotation, molecular function: zinc ion binding; protein binding; RNA binding.
AUGCAAAUGCCUCCUUCAGGCCAAGAGGAAAGCCGUUGUGCCUUUUCAAAAAUGCGAUUCUCAUACCUCAAACCAAGGCUUUUACAUAGCAUAAACACGUCAAAGCUCAAAACGACGACCCUUCACCAUCAAUCCAACAUGAACCAUAGAGCUGUUGAACAACCCUGCUUGGAUAUCCUCCAAGCCUGUAACACUCUUCCCAAACUCGCUCAACUCCAUACCCACAUUAUCAAAUUGGGUUUCCAGAAUAACCCUUUAGUCCUCACCAAGUUCACUUCUGCUUCGUCCAAUCUCGAUGCCAUCCCCUACGCGAUGUCGCUUGUUUUCUCAGUGGAAGAUGCCCGUGUCUAUGACGCCUUCCUUUUCAGUACUAUCAUUAGAGCUUACGCUGAAAGUAGUCAAUCCAAGCACAAUGCUAUAUUUUAUUAUAACCUCAUGCUUGGAUAUGGGAUUUCGCCCAAUAAAUAUGCGUUUCCCUUCGUUCUAAAGGCCUGCGCAGGUCUUAGGGACUUGAAUUUGGGUAAGGCGGUUCAUGGUUCAUUGGUAAAAUUUGGGUUUGAUGAUGAUAUUUUUGUGCAGAACACUAUGGUUCACAUGUAUUGCUGCUGUUCCGGAGGGAUGGAGUUUGCUAGGAAGUUGUUCGAUGAAAUGCCAAAGUUGGACCCGGUUACGUGGACUGCAAUGAUUGGCGGGUACGCACGUUUGGGCCAGUCUGCUGGUGCUGUUGGGCUGUUUAGGAAGAUGCAGAUUGCAGGUGUUUGCCCAGAUGAUGUUACCAUGGUUUCCGUUCUGUCUGCUUGUACUGAUUUAGGUGCCCUUGAGCUUGGAAAAUGGAUUGAGUCUUAUAUCGAGAAGGAAAGGGUUUUAAAAACUGUAGAGCUCUCUAAUGCCCUCGUAGACAUGUUUGCAAAGUGUGGGGAUGUUGAUAAAGCAUUGGGGUUAUUUAGAAACAUGAGCAAGAGAACAAUUGUUUCUUGGACUUCUGUCAUCGUUGGCCUGGCUAUGCAUGGUCGAGGAUUGGAGGCCGUUUCUUUAUUUGAGGAGAUGAAAGCAUCUGGGAUGGUCCCAGAAGAUAUUGCAUUUAUUGGGUUGCUCUCAGCUUGUAGUCACUCAGGUUUAGUUGAAAGGGGCAGGCAAUACUUUAGUGAAAUGACUAGGCAAUUUGGCAUUGUACCUAAGAUAGAGCACUAUGGAUGCAUGGUGGAUUUGUUAAGCAGGGCUGGACUUGUCACUGAGGCACUAGAGUUUGUUGAAAGAAUGCCCAUUGAGCCAAACCCAAUAAUCUGGCGAACUCUGAUUAGUGCUUGCCGCGUCCAUGGUGAGCUCAAGCUUGGGGAAAGCAUCAGUAAACAGUUAAUCAGAAAUGAACCCAUGCAUGAGUCAAACUAUGUGUUACUUUCCAAUAUCUAUGGAAAAAUGUUAGAUUGGGAGAAGAAAUCCAAGAUUAGAGUUGCUAUGGGGAAGAAAGGGAUCCAAAAGGUCCCAGGAAGCACCAUGAUUGAACUAGACAAUGAAAUUCAUGAAUUUAUUGUAGGAGAUAGAUCACAUAAUCAAUAUAAUGAAAUUAUUAAGAUGGUGAAUGAGAUGGGGAGGGAAAUGAAGAGGGCUGGAUAUGCUCCUACUACAACAGAGGUGUUUCUUGAUAUUGAUGAAGAAGAUAAAGAAGAUGCUUUAAGUAGACAUAGCGAAAAGCUGGCUAUUGCUUUUGCACUUCUGAACACACCACCAGGAUCUCCUAUUCGGAUUACAAAGAAUUUGCGGGUUUGUGGUGAUUGUCACUCUGCUUCUAAGUUCAUCUCCAAGAUUUAUAAUCGAGAAAUUGUGAUGAGAGACAGGAGCCGGUUUCACCAUUUCAGAGAUGGGCAAUGUUCAUGUGGAGAUUUCUGGUGAUAAAUGAACAUCAGUUUUGCGCUUGAGCAACAUUCUCUAUGAACCCAUGUUGUAUUGAUCAGAUAGGAUCUAGAGGCUAUUACAGAGCAAGGGAUUGUGUGCCAGAUAUCCCUGAUGAUUAUUCAGCAGGUAGUAUGGUGGUGUCAAAAUUAUGGACAAGAUGGUGUGAUCAAGCAAUGGGACAAUUCUGUUGCAGUGAAGUUUGAUGCAAGCUAAUACAUAAGGAUUUCCAGCAAAUGGGUCACAUUUUGGAAGAAUCUUACAGAAUAUGCAAUUCAAGGUUGGAUGGGGUUCUCCUGUAUUUAUAUUCAAUAAUCACUGUAAUGCUUCUACCGUCACUUACCUUAUUUUCAGAGGUCUGGUUGAGGCAUACUGUGAUCAGGUACUGGAAUAUCCUGAAAGAUGUUUUCAUGGCUGCACCAGGUUUGUCCAGGAACAGGAUCAAAGCUUACUAUUAACAAUCUAUGUACAUGUUACAAAGCAAUUCAUCCAAAUUUUUUUACGAUCCAAAAAUUCAUUUAUGAAUUGAAGCCUUUGAUGCAAAUGACUUUAAUCAUCAAAGUUUCAAGAGUAGUGUAUUCUGCUUGAAUUUGCAUUGGAGAAAUGGAGUUGGCCUUUACAGCUGAGUUGAUCAAUAUGAACUGAUUUGGCAAUAGGAGUUAGUGACCAAUCAAUGAAAUUUAAACCUGCAAGUGAAUGAAAAACCCAGGAAUCAUAUCUAAUUCACACAGACCAAUUGUGAGUUAAGCUAUAUAUUACUAAGUAUAGGCCAUUCAUGCAUCAAUAUGAUGCACACUCAAACAUAAGCAUGGUUGCAGGCUCCAACAUAACCUUGCAUGAGAGAGCAUGAUCAUCCUACAGGUACACACUCACCCUGAAUAUACUACUUACUUUUAUAUGAAGUCCAUUUCCAAAUCCUCAGGUCAUGUCCUUCUCUUUCCUUGGAGGAGCUAGAUUUGUCAAUCAUCUCUACAUAUCAAAUUUUCAAUUCCCUUGGUCAAAAUAAUUUGCUCUAUAAAUCGUAUUUCAGCAUGUCAUAUGGGUGUUUCAUAGGCAUUAUUCCACAAUGAUUAGAUACUUCUUUGAUCAAUCAUUAAUUUUUGCAUGUGGAAACUGAUUUCUUCUGGCAAGCACCCAGCAUGUUCUAGAACUGUAACAGUAUCAGUUUUGAUAUUUUUUCUUCUCCCUUCUUUCUGGGGAUAGGGGCCCAGGGCACAGGUGUGUGGUUUCUGAAUAUUGGUUUUGAUAAUGUUCAUACAAGGAAAAACAGAAGGGCCACUGCUAUAUCCAAAAGUAUAUAUUCCAGUGAUAAUGCAUGUUCAAUAUUCCUAUUUUUUUUUUUUCUUACCUUCCAUUCCAAUGACUCUCCAUGACAUUUAACUGCCUUGUGUUUUGCUACACAACAUGGAGUGGGAUGAAUAGGGAAACGUAAAAGAUGAAAACUAGAUAAAUAAAAAUCCUUCUAAAUGACUAAAACCUUUAAUUUUGCAACACAAGAAACAUCUCAAAUGAUGCCAAAACAAUCUAAUUUGUCACAAAUUGUGGUGGAGGUCAAUGCCAGGACCUGCAUAUAAGAGAACGUCCUAAGACGUUUAACUUUGCCAGUGCAAGUAUAGCAAAGGGAAGAUCCUUAGUUCCAUACCUUAAUUUCUAGUGUUUCUCAUGCUCUUUUCCUAUUAAUUUUGAUGCUAUGGUUUGUUUCCUUUCCUUCCUAGUUUUCAAUUUUAUUUUUUUUUUCAGUUGAAGACGUUUUUGAAAGCUUUACCAUGAAAGCUUUUACUCAUUAUCGACAAACAAAUAUUGACUUUAUUUUUGCUAUAAGGAUAGAAAGAUGAUUUGGUCUAUCACUGACAUCAUAGAUUCCAAUGGAUUCCCUGCUGACAAAUCCUAAACUAGUGGUUGGGUAUCUGCUGCCCUUAUUUUAGGUACACAAUUUUGACUCUUUUGUUGCUUCAUAAUCUAUGCUCCAUUUUCAUGAAUCGUAACACUUAUUUUGAUAGUAAUCUAUGCUCCAUUUCAUAUCAAGUAUGCAAAAGAAUUCCCGAGAUGACUCAUUUUAAUCAGGUAUUGUCUUGAGUAUUCUAUCAAUUCAACACCAGAGGUUAUGAAAUAUUGGUUUUAGUAUUCUUUUCAGUCAUGACUUUUUACCUUAAUGGAGAUUGCACUUCAAAUCCAAUUCUUCCUGUUACUCUUGUUAAUAACGUUUGUUUUCCAUGAGAUAGUUGUAGGUACAAACUGCUAUCCAGGGUCACUAAGGACCUGGAUAACAUAUAAGCUCUCUUUCUCUCUCUCUCUCUCACACACACACACAUAAACACAUGAGGUUAUUUUACAUUACACAAUUUCAGUGUUUCCACCAGCAAAUGAUCAUAUGUACAAAAACAUAUUUGUUUGACCAGUGAAAACUUAACUUUUGUACAAUUGUCAAUGUAAGAGAAACCUUAUAUAAAUUUCAAUUGACUAAACCAUCAAAAUUCUUCUGGGGAUCGAAAUAUGUGAGACGCUCUCCACAAUGGGAAUAGCAGUGAAUCUUGUAACAUACUUGGCUAGGACAAUGCAUCUGCCAAAUGCUACUUCUGCCAAUACUAUAACUGAUUUCAUGAGUCUUCUUUUCUUCUGUUUUUGCUUGGUGGCUUCCUUACAGACUCCUUAGGCAGAUACAAGACCAUAGUAACUUUGUCUAUAGUGCAAGUUCUUGUAAGUUAAUCUUCUUUUCUUCUUCUUGCUAUGUUUUACCCACCCCCAUCAAAUAAAAAGAAGAAAAAAAGGGAAAAUGAAAAAAUACAACCCUCUAAAUAACUUUUGCUUUUUCUUCUUUACUUCUACUGGAUUUCUAAUAUGGUGAAAUGCGAAAAUGACGUAAUAAUGGUGAAUCAGGGUACCAGCAUGUUAGCAGUAUCAACCAAAGUGCCACAGUUACGCCCAGCUUCUUGCCAUGCUACUGCAACCAACAAUGCAAACAAGCUAGCAAAUUCCGGGUGGAAAUUCCUUAUGUAUCUUUAUAUCCAACUACACUUAGAACAGGUGGUCUAAAAUCAAGUGUAUCAGGUUUUGGAAUUGAUCAGUCAAAUAAUCUACUUCUUCAAUAGGUUCUUCUUCAUUAGCUUUGGAACUUUGAUGGCAGUUAUUGAACUUGUCUGCAUUCAAGUUGAAGUGGGUCGAAGCUGGAGUUAUGGGAUCUGCUUUGUUCCGAUGUUUGCUGCUAUUUUGAUAUUUUUAUCAGGAAUUAAAGAUACAGAUACAAGAAAAGCCCAGGAAGCCCCAUAGUCCACAUCCUCCAAAUUAUUGUGGCUACCACAAGGAAGAUGAAGACUGAAGAUACCUUCUAAUGGUGGUGUAUUGUAUGAGGAUUUUCCAGGAGUUUCAAGAAUUGACCAGACAGAUGAAUUCAAUUUCUUGGACAAGGCUGCUAUUCUCGUAGAAGGCAGCUAUAACAUAAAUGGUUUCACAGCUCCAAACCCAUGGAAAUUGUGCCCAGUAACAAAGGUGGAGGUGAAAAUGAUGAUCAGACUUCUACCAAUUGGGCCAACAACAAUCAUGUUAUGGACCACAUAUGCACAAAUGCAGAAACAUUUUCAGUAGAGAAAAGGAAGCAUCCAUCAUGAAGAGAUCCAUAGGGGAUUUCCAAGUUCCAGUUGGCUCACUUACAGUCUUUUUUGUUGAGGCCAUACUGGUCACUCUGGUAAUUUAUGACCAUUUCUUAAUACAGCUUUGGAGAAAAUGGAAAGGGAAACCAGGUAAGAAUCUGAUUUCUGGAAGCCCUAUGGAAGUAAACACUAAACAUUGUUCAGUUCUGUUCUCCAUGGUUCAUGUGAUCAUUUUCAGGAUGCGUGUGAAAAAACUAUGUCAUCUCAAUUGUUUGU